UGUUAUGCGUUUCUUGCUAAUGUGCCUCGGCGUUAGGACCAGCCCUGGAGGCGUAACUCAAAAGUAUUAGCAAGUGCAGGAGGAGAAAACAGGCUCAGAGAAGGAGGAGGAGGCUGAGGAGCGCCGCUUCUCCUCAUCAGCGAAACCGGGCCACAAGUGUUCCGCCGUCUGACGCCGAGGGACGACUUCAUAAACAGGAUCUGUCCUGGUGAGAGGUGGCUUGCGUUUACUCCCAGUGGUCUGUACCUGUGCCUCUCCCAGGGAAAAGACAUGAGUCUGAGCACGAGCGAGCUGGAGGACCUGUGGGAGUCAUGGGGCGACCUCAACCUCUCCGAACCUUUUGGCAAUAUAUCGAGCGUGGAUGCGAUGGUAUGCACCUCGGCGUUCAACCGCAGCGCUCUGCUCUACUCCAUGUGCGUCCUCUACACUUUCAUCUUUAUCAUCGGCGUGGCUGCUAACGCAUUGGUGCUCUGGGUCAACAUCCGGGCACAAAGAGACUCCACCCCUCGCCAUGAGACACACAUGUACAUCGCUAACCUGGCAGUGGCGGACCUGUGCACCUGCGUCACUCUGCCCGUGUGGGUGAGCUCCUUGGCACAGCAUGGCCACUGGCCUUUCGGUGAAGUAGCGUGCAAGCUCACGCACCUGUUGUUUUCCGUCAACCUCUUCAGCAGCAUCUUCUUUCUGGCCUGCAUGAGCGUGGACCGCUAUCUGAGCCUGACGCAAUACGGAGACAGCGAGGGAGGCUGGCGCGGCAAGCUAAUUCGGCGUGGUGCAUGCGUAGGGGUGUGGCUUCUGGCUCUGAUGGCGUCCUUGCCGGACACCUACUUCCUGCACACUGUGAAGGCGUUGCAUGGGGACACCAUGCAGUGCAAGCCAGUGUACCCGGAGAACAACUCCAGGGAGUGGAUGGUGGGGGUACAGCUGAGCUUCAUCCUGCUGGGCUUCGUCCUCCCCUUCCCUGUUAUAGCCGUGUUCUAUGCCCUGCUGGCCAGGGCCUUCACCCGCUCCUCCACUUCAUCCACCACAGUUGAGCAGGAGCAUCGUAUCAGCCGCCGGGUGAUCCUCGCAUACAUUGUGGUGUUCCUGGCCUGCUGGGGGCCGUACCACGGCAUCCUCCUGGUUGACGCCCUGUCUCAGCUGGGCGUGGUUCCGCUAACCUGCAGCCUGGAGAACGUGAUCUUCGUGGCCUUACACAUCACCCAGUGCUUGUCUUUGCUCCACUGCUGCUUCAACCCCAUCCUCUACAACUUCAUUAACAGAAACUACCGCUAUGACUUGAUGAAGGCGUUCAUCUUUAAGUACUCCACCAGGACGGGGCUGGCGCGCCUCAUCGAGGCCUCCAACAUAUCUGAGACUGAGUAUUCUGCUGUAGCUGUUGACAAUCCACCUGAUCUGAAACUUACUAGACCAUAUGAGUAGUUCAAAGACACUAAAUCAGAACAUCCCAAAAGUAGAGUUCUCCGCUUAGCAGGUUUGACAUUAGAUGACCAUGAAAACUGAUGAAGAAUCCAGAAUCCUCUUUGUUAUAACAGUGAGCGUGCAGACAGGCCAUUAUUAACUUUGAUGGACUGAUGGGAAACCACAGAACAUCUAAAGGAACAAGCACAAAAAUUAUUUAUUUUCCAAGUUUCAAGUAAGCGCCAGAUAGUAUGAUAGUGUGUUCACUAGACAGUAUCUGAUGUCCCCUGAAUACUAAGUAGUGCACACUGCGCACUAGUUACUAUGUGGUACACAACAAAUACCGUCUCGUGUACACAAGUUAGUAUUUAUGAUACAGCAGGUCCUAUCUGCUGUGCAGUAGUUUGUGCACAGAAAAUUAUAUCUAGUGUGCACUAGUUUCCAUCUUGGAUACAACAGAUACCAUUUGGUGUGCACUAGUUAGUAUCUUGGGUACAACAGAUGCUGCUUAGUGUGCACUAGCACUUGAUAGUAUGUAGUGUCCAGCAGUUAUUUGGUGUGUACUGGUGCGUAUAUAUAUGCAGCAGACUGAAUCUAGUAUGUACUUACCAGUAUCUAGUGCACACUACAUGCUAUUUGGUGUGCACUACUUCCAGUAAUAUUUAAUGUGCACUGGAUAAUAUCUAGUACUGAUAUGGGAACUGAUAUGCACUGCGUAGUACACAGUAAAUACUACUAAAUAUUACUGUAACUAGUGUGCACUUCCUAAUAUAUCUUGUGCUUCUGAUAUGGUGUCUGGUGGAUAAACAUUUUUUUGACAUUAUUUUUGGGUCUCUAGUUAAAAAAGCACUUAAGACAUCAUUUUAUUGCAAUAAUUGAUACUUCAGUCAUAAAUCUUGUAACUGACAUGACAAAAUUGUGAUUGUAAAUGUGUAAAAUAAUUUUUCUGUGUGUGUGUAUGAUUGUGCUUGUGAAGAAUCGGCGUGGAGGAGGGCCAAAAUUCUGUCUCUUCUUUGUGUAGUGUUUGAUAUUUGAAUAUUAAUAGCAUCUACAGAGUAAUAUUAAUCUUUUUUUGUAUCAAAUAUUAUUUAUGUAUUCAUUUUAUUCUGUUUUGCUUCGUUUGCUUUGUAAUUCAAAGUCAUUACACACUGAUUUCUCCUCAGUGCUCCACUUCAUACAUCGCUGCCUCAUUGUUGUAGUUGAGCCAGUAAUCGGCUCAGUGAGCUUGUCCUGCUGUUCAUUUUUAAUCACAACCUCAGGUCGCAUCAGCUAUAUCUGUCAGGCAGAACAUUUUAAAUCAUUUUAAGGUGUUAUUUCUUGCCAAAUGUUUGUGUAAAUGUCAAGAUCCAAAUAGUACAGAAUGCGUAUUUGAAUACAUAAUGCCAAAUAAAUUACAUCAGAGCUUCGCAGACUGUUUGAAUCAAGUUCUAGCUUUGGGAAAGUACUACCCAAUCAGCAUAUAUAACCCAAUCAGCAUCUCAAGUAUCUGACAGAACACAAUCAUCUCGUUCUGUCUUUGGACAGGAUAUCUCAAAAAGUAGAGGAUGGAAUUUUAACAUCUUUUGCAUCAAGCUGAUACUUCCUUAUCAAUGCUUGCUUCAAAAUGCUUAUCAUUUCUUUAACAGUUUCCUUUUAUCCCUGUUUUUAUCAUUCAGGCUUUAUGAUGUCACAGAGAUCUGACCUCGCUUUGUUUUAUCAGUUUUUAGGUUGUUAGUUCAAACUACAUCCCUCUACUUUCUUAGAUAUCUUGUGUUGUACUUCUUAUUAUUGCAUUAUUUAUUCUGUUCAGCUUUGAAAAUCCUCUCAUCAUCUCACAAUAGUUAUUUCUGUCACAUCCAACUUUUUCUCUUGCACUCCCUUUACUGCCCAUGUCUUGGACCCAUACGUCAUUUCUAGUCAUUUAUUUAUAAUGAGUUGGGUUAUUUUCUUUCUUUUCUUUAUAAAAUUACAAUUAAAGUAAAUCAUAUCAAAACUCACAAACUGUUGUAAAAAAACCUUUGUAACUCGAAUAAUAACUUUAUUAGAUUUGAGUUUCAAAGUGAUUGAGAGCACCAGCAAGGAGUCUUUUUAUGUUUUUACCAGCUUACAGUAUAAUGCAGUUUGAGAUCCACUGAUUUACAUCAUUGUGUUUUUGUUUUGUUUUGUUUUACCUGUGUGUGUUUGCAGUUUGAUUUAUUAACAUGAUUAUUCCAAAAAUAACUGAUUGUCACAAAACUUGUUAGAACCAGUCUGGACUAAGAUGGAAUAGAAAGUUUGUGGGUAGACCGGCAAAAAAAACAAGACAAAAAACAAAGAGUUAAAGCCAUGACAGAGACUUUGCAAGAUGGGGUGUUUUGGGCUUUGGCAGAGCUAUUCACUUUGAGUGCCAAUCUGUAUCUUUUUGUUGUUUUUGUUUGGUCUAAAAUUUUCACACAGAUUGAAGUGAUCUUGAGUUGGGACUACUGAGGUAGACGAGCACAUGGCUGAGGCUCUUCUCAGAUGGACAUUAUAAUGUGAUAUGCUGUUAACAGAUAACAGAUAUGAUAUUUGCAUCACUGCAAAUUCUGCAGAGGGUGCACAUGAGCACGUAACACUCAUCCUGCUGCAGGAGCUCAGUAUUUAUGAUCAAAUACCACAAUAAGCAAUUAAUGUAGACAGCAAGUAUUUAAGUACCAAAUAACAAAGCAUCACUGCGUAAAUGUAAUGUUUGUAUGUGUGUGUGUGUGCGUGUGUCGCACCUUCAGCCAGCCCAAAGACUAUCUACAUAUAUGCCAUAAAUGUUGACGUAUACGCUUUCUCACUGUUUGCAGUAGGAAAACACGUUCUUUUCAUGUGCUGACAUGGAGCACGCUGUGUCAUGUGAUUGGAUACACAUGUACGUUUUUUACACUGAAAGGAUUUCAUGUUACGAUCAUGACUUGGGACACAAAUGUCUUUUAAAGAACAGAGGCAUUCCAUUGCUGUUGUAAUGUGUAACAUGUGUUUUCAUAUAUAUUAAAUGUACACAUGCCCCCC
Thalassophryne amazonica is the source of this 4395-nucleotide messenger RNA. RefSeq names its product atypical chemokine receptor 3-like. The coding region runs from base 271 to 1422 and encodes 383 amino acids. The record is from RefSeq and is a predicted model, not a curated record. The transcript is spliced from 2 exons. Lineage: Eukaryota; Metazoa; Chordata; Actinopteri; Batrachoidiformes; Batrachoididae. Gene Ontology annotation, molecular function: chemokine binding; coreceptor activity; G protein-coupled receptor activity. Gene Ontology annotation, cellular component: membrane. Gene Ontology annotation, biological process: chemotaxis; vasculogenesis; G protein-coupled receptor signaling pathway.